CUGAGCUCUCUCAUUGGCUGCAGACUGUGAGAACCUCCAGCAAACCCAGGACUCACACAUUCAUAUGGAGAUUAGAGAGUAUAAAUAGAGGAGGGAGUGAGAGAGAGCUCAGCACAGCUCAGAUGUUCUCCUCACAGAGAGCAACAGAAGAAACACAGCCAUGGCUCCUACAAUCACUGCAUCAAUCAUCAACUCCAACCACCUUAUUCCACUUACUAAUAGGCUGAGAAAGCCGAUAGUGGAGAAGAUGCGUAGAGAACGUAUCAACAGCAGCAUCGAGAAGCUCAAGUCUCUGCUGGGUGGAGAAUUCCUAAAGCAACAGCCAGAUUCCAGACAGGAAAAAGCCGACAUCCUGGAGAUGACACUUUGUUUCCUGAGACAGCAUCAGCAGCCACACAAGAGUUUGAGUGAUGAAGGUUACAGCAGGUGUGUGCAGGAAGCCACCAAUUUCCUGUCAUAGUGUCAAGUACACACAUUGGCAUUAACUUUGUUUUCUUAAAUGUGUCCUAAUAUUUUAGUCCAAUCUUACAUGGACAGAAUAUGGCAAGUUUCUUUCAUAUUGGAAAAGCAUGUGAAGAUUUUUUUUUAUUACUGUGCCUCAGAAUUUCUAUGCAGGAACUGCUGCAUACUUCAGACUUUUUUUUUUUUACUUUGAUUGUAUAAGUAAAAGCUCAUAUUGAGUAAGUAAAUACUGCAUUUGCAGUAGGUUUACAAAUGACAUUUUUAAUGUCGCAUUGACAUUAACGCUUUGUUAUUAGUUUUGCAUUUGCAAAAUCUAAGUUGCUUUCAUUGAAAGAAAACAUACGUAGAUGUUUCUAAAUUUUUGAAACCACUCUAUUUUCUUCCAAUGCCAGAAGAAUGAUUAUACUCAUCAAGUUUUGAGUGCAUUACUAAAACCCAUGUUGGGUGUAAACUUUCUGCCACAGUGCCUUGUGGAUUGUUUAACUGUUUGAUUGUUUGGAUUAAACUUUUAACUGAAAAAAGUAGUUCAAGCUUUUAUUAGAAGUUAUUUGCUUUCAUGUACUGUAUCAUGUGAAUGUGAA
Tachysurus fulvidraco (yellow catfish) is the source of this 1043-nucleotide messenger RNA. RefSeq names its product transcription factor HES-5-like. The record is from RefSeq and is a predicted model, not a curated record. Gene Ontology annotation, molecular function: protein dimerization activity; DNA-binding transcription factor activity, RNA polymerase II-specific; RNA polymerase II cis-regulatory region sequence-specific DNA binding. Gene Ontology annotation, biological process: anterior/posterior pattern specification; regulation of neurogenesis; regulation of transcription by RNA polymerase II. NCBI's taxonomy places the organism in Eukaryota, Metazoa, Chordata, Actinopteri, Siluriformes, Bagridae. Gene Ontology annotation, cellular component: nucleus.